GUCAUUUGCUGCGAAACGUCUUGCUCCCGAGUGAGAGAGAGAGUGGUAGAGUGACUGGCCUGACGCUCACCACCUUCAUUUCUUACUUCAGCAGAAUCAAGCAGCAAUUCUUUAGGACUGUUGAGAAUGCCAGGAGUCCACGCAAGCGACCCCUGGAAGACAGUAGGUAGAGGAGACCUGCUGUGUAAGUAACAAGGAGAAUGGAACAGUUCCACAAAGAAGCUCAGGCAAGAGUCAAAACGAUUAUGGCAGCUUAUGAUCGGAUCAGUGACGAUGAAGAUGUGUCUACCAAGCAGCCCUACAAAUCCCUGCGGAAAAAGGCAUGCACCAGCAGAGACGAGCUGCUGCUGCCCAUCAACCGGUCAUAUCAGUUAAAGCCAUCCCUGCAUUGGAAGCCCCUCCCACCGCCACCUCUCACUUCCAUCAAAGAGGAUGAGCCAGACGUGACAGAAGUGACAGCAGUUCCUACAGUUGACAGAAAAUGCUUUAAGAUGACAAAAGCCACAGAUGUAAGGGAGGUCACCAGCAGGCAGCCACCCAUCAGGACAAAGUCUUUAGCAGUGAGGCCCCUGAGGCAAGACUCCACCCCAAGCACCUCCAGCAGGAUUAUCCCUCCUAAGCUCAAUGACAGAAAAAUCUUGAAAACCGACAAAAAUGUAACAGUCAAAGAGAAGACAGGAGCUUGGCCCAGAAAUUGUUUAGGAGCCAGCAAUUAUGGUGACAGUAACAAGAAGCCCCUGUCCUCUGCCUUCACCAAAUGGAAACCCACCACCAUAACAGAGAGUAUCCACAUUGAGGAGAAGAAGCAGUACCAACAGUUGUUACAGCAGUGCACCCAGAACCAGUCGCCCUCCUCUCUCUCUCCCUUGCACAUUGUAUGCCAGAUUUCUUCAAGUUCCUCCAGCUCCUCAAGUCCUGUGAUGCAUGAUGUGAGAUGGUCCAGAAAUUCCUCCAUUGAGUCAGUCCAGUCAGAUGCCGGGAGGGAGAAUAUGUCACCUGUUAUUUUUACAUCCAGCAAAUUAUUGAGGACUUCAGACAAGAGUAAAACCAGCAGGAAGGAGAAGGAGGAAUCAGAGGACCACAAGAGACCUGCCACUCACCAAAAAUCCUCCGGAUCAAGGAUUCCUCUGUCAGACAUAACCAUGAGGAAGGAGUUCAGAAAUAGCAGAGAGAAAAUGAAUAAGAUGAGUGAAUCUGUCAUCAGGAGUGGGAGCCUGCGUACCAGUGAUGAAGAGGAGUUGUCACUGGGCCAGCUAGUACGGCAGCAGCACGCCAAGGGGAAGAAGCCUGAUGCAAUACCUGUGAUAGACUUGUGCCACUCAGAUAGCGACAGCAUUGAGAGUGUCAAGGAUUCCGAAAGUGACAGUAUAGAGAUCGUGGAUGAGUUCCCUAGUAGCAGGAGAAAAACUGAUCUUCUCAAGGAUUUGUACAACGGAAAGUGGAUGGAGGCUAAACAAGAUGAGUUUAGCAGUAUUGACCUGAAGGCAAAGAGCAAAAGCAUAAAGGAUGAAGAACUACAGUCAGAAAAAAUGAAUCGAGUGAAUGAUCUCCAUGAAAAAGUUAAGAGGUUGAAGCAACUUGACAUCAUCUUUGCCAUGCCAGAGAAACACAGAGCUGCCACGGCCUCAGUCAAGAAGCAAAUGUUUAUCCCCUUGACACCAGAGAUGCAGGAAGAGAUUGAGGCUGCACUGGUCCCAUAUCCAAAGUCAGAAGUUCUCAUUCACAAGUUUAACAUAAAGAUUACUCGCCGGGACAUCGCCACUCUGGACGGCCUGAACUGGCUCAGUGAUGAGGUGGUGAACUUUUACAUGAACCUGAUAAUGGAUCGCAGCGUGAGGAACAAGAGGCUUCCAAAGGUGUACGUCUUCAGCACUUUCUUCUAUCCCAAGCUGUACCAGAGUGGCCACAAGUCUGUCUCCAGGUGGACCAAGAAGGUUGACAUCUUCACUUACAACAUCCUACUGGUCCCCAUCCACCUCGAUGUCCACUGGUGCAUGGCCAUGGUGGACUUCAGGAAGAGGUGCAUCACUUACUAUGACUCCAUGCUUGGUGAUAACCCUGAGUGCCUUGAGCUCCUGUUGGAAUAUAUAAAGGCUGAACACUUGGAUAAGAAGAAAAUAGCUUACAGAACAGCAGCCUGGAAACUGGAAUGUGCAAAGGACAUUCCUGAACAGAUGAACGGAUCAGAUUGUGGGAUGUUCUCCUGUAAGUUUGCCGAGUUCAAGUCCCGUCUUGCCCCUCUGGACUUCACUCAGGAGGACAUGCCUUACUUCCGCCAGAGGAUGGUGUAUGAGAUCAUCAAGGGCAAGCUGCUGGAGGGAUACGGAGGAGAUGAAAUAUUACCAACCUUUACCUCAGAUGAUGCAUGUUUAUAUUCCAUUUUACCCAAAGUUACAGUUUACACUUGGUUCGUGCAUUUUGUGGAUUAUUUUCAGAGUAAAUAACCAGUAUGGUUAAUCUAUAAAUGACUAUUAAGUUCAGAAUAAAACAUGGGAGUUUGUCUUUAAUCAGCAAUUCCCUUGUAUGUUUGUAUGCAUGGCAAUUAAACUUUUAAAAGCAA
This is a messenger RNA of Scylla paramamosain (green mud crab), 2560 nucleotides long. RefSeq names its product sentrin-specific protease 1-like. NCBI's taxonomy places the organism in Eukaryota, Metazoa, Arthropoda, Malacostraca, Decapoda, Portunidae. The transcript has 18 exons. Gene Ontology annotation, cellular component: nucleus. Bases 201 to 2444 code for a protein of 747 amino acids. The record is from RefSeq and is a predicted model, not a curated record. Gene Ontology annotation, biological process: protein desumoylation; proteolysis. Gene Ontology annotation, molecular function: deSUMOylase activity.